AUUGUGUUUACUUAAGAACAAAUCGCUUGCAUCGCUAAAAAGAUACACAAAACAAGCUUUUGAAGGCAUAAAAAUGCUUUGCUAGGCUUGCCAGAGAGUACUCACAGCGGACGCCUUCGUUGGCUUGUGGAACUGGACCGUGUUUAUUGAAUCGUGUACGUUUUAAAGGAAUCUCCAAAGGGAUGAUGCCCAACUUCUACGAUGGCUCCCGUCCCACGAUGGUACCCACCAGCUCCAAUCUGCCGGUACUACUGGGCAAUACCGUCAAUCAAGGAGAUGCAAACUCCAAGAAGUUGGCACACUUUGAUCUCGAAGCAACUCUGCAGACAAUCGAUAAUGAGGUGCUCGACGGUGAGGAAGGCAGCUGUCCGAUAUGCAACAAAACUUUCAGCCGUAAAACCUCUCUGCUCAACCACAUCCGUAAUCACUCGGCGGAAAAGAAAUAUGUUUGCGAAUUUUGUCAAAAAGGAUUCACCCAGCAAGCUAACCUGCGUAACCAUGUUCGAAUUCACACGAACGAACGGCCAUACGUUUGCGUCGACUGUGGGAAAGCCUUUACUCAGAUUACCAAUCUGAAUAAUCAUAGACGAUUGCAUACGGGCGAAAGACCGUACGUUUGUAUAGAAUCUAACUGUGGCCGCUCAUUUGCUCAGGUCACAAACUUAAAUAACCACAUGAAAACACACCACAAAACCACCCUGUACGUAUGCAAUCAGUGUCCGCGCAAAUUUAGCCAAGUUACUCAAUUGAACCUUCAUUUAAUUACCAACCACAGUUCGACUAGAGGAUUUUUCUGUCCGCAGUGCCCCGAUAAAUCUUUUAAACAGCAGUCCCAUCUGCAGCAGCACAUGAAAAUACACGGGACCAAUUUUGGUUACUCGUGCACCAAGUGCGAGGAAAAGUUCAUACAAGAAUCUCACCUGCUGCUGCAUAUGAAGCAGCAUGGCGAUUAUGCCUGCACCAUGUGCUCUAUGACAUUUAACGACGAGGUGCUGUUGAAGAAGCACGUGCAAAGGCACGUGGACGGGAGAUAUCUCACCUGUCCCGUGAUCAGCUGUAGCGAGGGUUUCACGAUGAAGAAUCACCUCACAAAGCACAUGCAGAUGCAUCAUCCCGCUGUCGAUCUCAAGAAGCUGGGCGCUCAGCCCGGUGGCAAUAAGGCACCGAAACACUUCUGCCACUAUCACAACUGUAACGAUUCGUUCGACACGGCGGACGGGUUGAGCAAUCAUUUGCGCAUUGCACAUGGGCUUCCGAUCGCGCUACCACUUUCACUGCCAGUGGACGACAAGAAGCUCAUCCAGCACGGUCUGCAUGGGUUGAAUGGGAUCGAAACGCCUCCACCGCCACCCCAUCUGCUACAUUCGCAGCUGCAUCCGGCCGCCACUGUGAUGAAUGCCAGCUUCCAGUCAUAUCAGAACCAGAUCAAUCAGGCAAAUCAACAGCAGCAAGCGAACACCGGCAAUGGAGACACCAAGCAAAAGGUUCUAUCUGUGUCGGAACUGCUUAAUAUAAGCGAGCAAUUGAACCAACAGCAGCAACAAGUGCAAUCCCAUCAUCAGCAACAGCAGCAGCAGCAGCAGCAACAGCAGCAACACCUUCAUCAACAGCAGCUUCAUCUGCAGCAACGACCAGACAUGGCCAUGAAAGUCGACAUCGAUCAAACCCUUGACGACAAAAUGAGCAAUUUCAAUAGAAUUAAAACGGAGCUGCAGGCCAACAUGCUGGCCCAGACGCAAAACUUGUUCGGCAUCUCCAACACGCUCAACAACACCUUCAACGUGCAGCCGAAACUGAUCUGCACCUAUUGCUAUAACGUCUUCAAGACGCCCCAAACCUUAUCGCGGCACAUUGAAAAGUUCCAUAGCUAAAUGCAAGAUUCCAGGGAUGGCCAUAAAAACCGACUGAUUUCGGGCGGUCGGUGUGGAUUUUUGGUUUGUUUUUAGUUAGUUAUUUCAUAUGUCGCCCGUAUCUUAAGCCCCCUCAAAUGGCCAUAUAGCAACAAAAAAAAAGGAAAAGCGCACGCCCGAUAUGUAUUCGAAUGUAAAGUCUCACUUGUAAAGUGGUUCAGUGUCGAGCAUUUCUUCUCAGUAGAACGAACACGCAGCAGCUAACGAUUACGAUUAAGUUUUUUAGUAUACGUACGGCCCGCCAGGAUAGUGAGUAGCAUUACAUUACUUAACAGUCAGUCUCCCCCCAUCUGUUUAGUCUUCUAUCUUUAGUAGACCGAAUGUUGUGUUGUACAAAAGUGUAAUAAAUGCCCCGAAUAGAGUGUGUGUGUGUAUCGCAAACCAAUAUAAGCUGUAGUAUUUCGCAUGGGUGUGUCCUCAAACACCCAAUAGGCUUUUCAGUGUUUUAGGAACCGAGCGAUGUGAAAGGGCAAUGAUUUAAAUAAAUGAAAAGGAAAGCGACUACGAAAAAGUACAAAACUGAACAAAACCAUUUUUAAGGAACAUUAUUAGGUGGCAAGAGGAUAUCAAAAUAAAGCAAGUAGGGCAUAGUGAAACGUAACAGAACAAAAAGAAUGACAAAUAUUUUCUACCUUCAGUUACAACUAUGUUUACUAUUGCCCAGUUGGUAAUGAGUUGACGAUGUAAUAAUUGGGGCAGAAGAGAUAACUUUUAACAUGAUAUUAGCGAUCAUUUGUUGUUAGAAAAAAGAAGGAAAAACAAAAAAAACUCUAUAAGCGCACCUUUCUGAAUGUUUGAUUCGUCAGCCGCUCGGUCGU
Anopheles moucheti is the source of this 2728-nucleotide messenger RNA. Its product is annotated as zinc finger protein 287. The transcript is spliced from 11 exons. Bases 183 to 1871 code for a protein of 562 amino acids. Lineage: Eukaryota; Metazoa; Arthropoda; Insecta; Diptera; Culicidae. The record is from RefSeq and is a predicted model, not a curated record.